This is a messenger RNA of Mesitornis unicolor (brown roatelo), 670 nucleotides long. Its product is annotated as mitogen-activated protein kinase 1. The transcript has 5 exons. Gene Ontology annotation, biological process: protein phosphorylation; intracellular signal transduction. The record is from RefSeq and is a predicted model, not a curated record. Gene Ontology annotation, molecular function: ATP binding; MAP kinase activity. The annotation marks the transcript as partial. NCBI's taxonomy places the organism in Eukaryota, Metazoa, Chordata, Aves, Mesitornithiformes, Mesitornithidae. Gene Ontology annotation, cellular component: nucleus; cytoplasm.
AUGGCGGUGCGAAUGGUUUCGACAAUUGGAAUUACUUACAGGAGUUUAAUAAAAGGAUCUUCUAGUUCUGCCUAUGAUAACGUCAACAAAGUUCGAGUUGCUAUAAAGAAAAUCAGUCCUUUUGAGCAUCAGACGUACUGCCAGAGAACUCUGAGAGAGAUUAAGAUCCUCCUGCGCUUCAGGCAUGAGAAUAUUAUUGGAAUAAAUGAUAUUAUCAGAGCUCCAACUAUUGAACAGAUGAAAGAUGUAUACAUUGUGCAAGACCUUAUGGAGACAGAUCUUUACAAGCUCCUAAAGACUCAACACCUCAGCAACGACCACAUUUGUUAUUUCCUUUACCAGAUUCUGAGAGGGUUAAAAUAUAUCCAUUCAGCCAAUGUGCUUCAUCGUGACCUCAAACCUUCGAAUUUGCUGCUUAACACCACUUGCGAUCUCAAGAUUUGUGACUUUGGACUGGCUCGUGUUGCAGAUCCAGAUCAUGAUCACACAGGAUUCUUGACAGAAUACGUGGCCACACGUUGGUACAGGGCUCCUGAAAUCAUGCUGAAUUCUAAGGGUUACACCAAGUCUAUUGACAUCUGGUCAGUAGGCUGCAUUCUGGCAGAGAUGCUCUCCAACAGACCUAUCUUCCCAGGCAAACACUACCUUGACCAACUCAACCAUAUCCUUG